Myxocyprinus asiaticus (Chinese sucker) is the source of this 7667-nucleotide messenger RNA. Its product is annotated as AF4/FMR2 family member 4-like. Gene Ontology annotation, biological process: regulation of gene expression. The coding region runs from base 496 to 3783 and encodes 1095 amino acids. Gene Ontology annotation, cellular component: super elongation complex; nucleus. The transcript is spliced from 21 exons. The record is from RefSeq and is a predicted model, not a curated record. NCBI's taxonomy places the organism in Eukaryota, Metazoa, Chordata, Actinopteri, Cypriniformes, Catostomidae.
UCGUCACGUGACCAGGUUAGUUUACGAAGCCGAAAUCCGACACACAGAUAUAUGAUGAUCUCUUAAAAAUGAUCGCGAUCUGUUUGAAAAAUCUGUCAGACAGAAUCAUGCCGGACAAACGACCCUCAGCGGUAUGGUUCACUUAAACGGGCCGAGUUUUAGUGUGUGGAGCAUUCAGACGUCUCGUGCUGGUUGAUGACACAUUUAUUGGGAUUCGACAGCAGAUCAGUGCAAGCGGACAGAGACAAAGGGAAAGGCUUUCGAUAGCUAGAAUGCUUUGGGCCUAAAAGAAGUCAAGAGAGUGGUAUGGUCCGCAUACCACUCAACUCUCAGGAAAUACAGCAGAGACAACUGAAGUGUGAAAUGGUUGACUGCCGAUCAAGAAGCUUUACCUCAAAGUGGACGGUACUAAACGAGGAGCCAUAGCUGGAAAACCCCAUCGAGUCGUGUGGACGUUUCUCUCAAUCCUCCUCCAAUGGUUCAUUGGUUGAGGCCAUGGCCUCUCAGUCAGGCAACAUGAACCGUGAAGACCGGAAUGUGCUCCGUAUGAAAGAAAGGGAAAGGAGAAAUCAAGAAAUCCAGCAGGGAGGAGAGGCCUAUCCAGCUAACUCCCCACUCUUUCCUGAACCUUAUAAAGUUCAGUGCAAGGAAGAUAAACUCUCCAGUCGCAUCAAGAGCAUGCUGGGCAAUUACGACGAGAUGAAAGAGACCAUCGGCGAACCUCCAAUGUCCAAACUCAUUCCUAAAGCCUCCAGCACCCCCUCAGAGGAGAAAUCCGGUCAGUUCAGUGACCAGCGUGGAGGAGGCACCCAGAGCCAGAACAACAAAUGGACUCCUGUCGGCCCAGCACCCAGUGCCUCCUCUUCCUCCUCCACCACCACCUCUUCACAGAAACGCUCGUCCAUGCAGGGUGGCCACAGCGGCAGCCAACGUAGUGGCAGUAGUAGCGGCGGCCAGCGGCACGAGCGAGAAUACAGCAGUAGUAGCAAAAAGUCAAGCAAGCACAGUUCCGAGCACAAGUCUCAUUCCACCUCCAGUCCAGCCAAGGGCUCUAUGAGCUCUGGAAGCCACUCGCGGACACUUACAUCUGACCACGGCAAGGAACGCUACCGCUCCAAGUCACCCAGGGACCGAGAGGCGAACUGGGACUCACCCUCCAGAGUGCAUUCUUUUUCCAGCGGGCAACAUCCCAGCCAGGCCUUCCCGCCCUCACUCAUUAAGCCCAGCUCCAUGCUCCAGAAGCCCACAGCAUACGUACGGCCUAUGGACGGUCAGGAGACUGCAGAGCCCAAGACCUCCUCAGAAUCGUAUAGUGGUCAGUCGCACAGCAGCGCCGUGGGAGAGAUGAAACCCAACGGCAAGGCUUCGCUCACCAAGCUCAAGAUUCCAACACAGCCCGUCGAUGGUUCAAUGGGAGGAGAUGCAAGCUGUGUUGAUGAGAUUUUAAAGGAAAUGACUCAGGUUUGGCCUCCUCCACUAACAGCCAUUCACACCCCCUGCAAGACAGAACCAUCAAAGUUUCCAUUUCCCACCAAGGAUGGCCAUCACCUGUCUUUUGGGGCACACAAAAAAAUCUCAGGGAAGACACCGUCCAGUCACCCGACAAAGCCAGGUGACAGUGACCAGGCCAAUACAUUGCAUGAUGAUCUAAAGCUCAGCAGCAGUGAAGACAGUGAUGGAGAACAAGAUACUGCCAAAAACACACCCAGAAACACUUCAGCAAGUAAUAACAGUAAUAAUAGCGAGGGGGCAGAGCGUGAGGACACCAGCAGUCAUAGUGGCUCGGAGAGCAGUUCCGGUUCUGACAGUGAAAGCGAGAGCAGCUCGACAGACAGCGAGACCAACGAACCGCCCCGUCCGGUGUCACCUGAGCGUGAACAACCCACAGCUAACAAAUGGCAGUUGGAUAACUGGAUUCCAAGAAAGAAAGAGGGGCGAGACACCUCAAACAGGAGCUACAGCGGCCAGAGCUCCAAAGAUCCGACUCCCACCACUGGACGAGAUCUUCGGCCCACUCAGAAGAGCUCUGAAAGCUGGCGAGGGCGUCAGAAGUCUCCCGCCCAAAGCGAGGGCGGAAGUCAGAGCGGACGAAGGGUGGUGGGUAAGAAGCAGCCCAGGAAGCCCGAGAAGCCCCCGGUCGUUGAAGAGCCAAAGGGUGGGCUGAAAGUGGAAACCGAACCCUCGCCCGAGAUCCCGUCGCACAGGGCCCGCGCAGCCAACAAGGGCCCCCGCAAGCCCAACAUCAAGAAGGAGCCCAAAACCUCAUCCCCUCGGCCUGUGCAGGACAAACGUAAAAAACCACCCAGCAAGUCCCGCGAGUUUGUGGAAUCUGAUUCAUCGUCCUCUGACUCGGAAGGCAACGAGAGCGUCCCAUCUUCUUCACAAACGCCAAGAGAGCAGUAUGCCGAGAAUCAAUCUGUGCUCUUCUCACCCAUGGUCUCUCCGCUGAGUGACCCAGAAGAGAAGCUUCCACCUAGACUGCUGGUGCAGAUCGACCUCAGUCUGCUGUCCAGAGUGCCUGGGCGACUGUACAAGGAUGCAGAGGUGAAGGUGGAGAGGGAUUCUCCAGCAGAGGGGAAGGACUUCCAGAAGCUGCCUGUUGAAAAGGGAGCCAACAGGGGCAAGAGGAAACGGCAGAAUGAUGAAGGUGGUGUCAAGCCAGAGAGUAAGAAAUCCAAACAAGACGAGAAGUCAUCACACAAAUCAAGCAGUAAAGACUCGUCUAAGCGUGCUCAGGAGAAGGAGAAGGAGUUGGCGCCCUCUCCCUCCAUCACGCUGCAGCAGACGUCCAAGUCAGAGCACCAGGGUCGCAAGCGGACGCUCAGCCAGUCCUCCACAUCUGUGCCCAGCAGCGGCAGCAGCAAAGACAGCAGCAAGAGCAGCUCCAACUCCAAACACCGUAAAGGCGACGACAAACCCACUCGCAGGGAUGCCAAGGAAAAAAGCUUUAAAAUGGAGAAUCCUCUGGCAGUGGCACCCCUUUCUGAAGGCUCAAAGUCCAGAUCCAAACUUUUGUUUGAAGACAGGGUUCAUUCAGCUGAUCAUUACCUCCAAGAGGCAAAGAAAUUGAAACACAAUGCAGAUGCUCUGAUGGACAGGUUUGAGAAGGCCGUGUAUUACCUGGAUGCUGUGGUGUCUUUCAUUGAAUGUGGAAACGCUUUGGAGAAAAGUGCCCAAGAGGCCAAAUCCCCCUUCCCCAUGUAUGCAGAAACUGUGGAGCUCAUCAAGUACACUAUGAAGUUAAAGAGCUGCAUGGCCCCAGACGUUACUUCUGCUGACAAAAGACUAGCAGUGUUGUGCCUGAGGUGCCAGGCUCUUCUCUAUCUGAGGUUGUUUAAACUACGGAAAGAAAGUGCACUAAAAUACUCAAAGACACUCACUGAACACUUGAAGAAUUCGUUGAGUAAUACACAAGCUGCGUCUCCUGGAGUAGCAAAUAAAACAGCUGGGAUGCCGUCUCCGGUCUCUCCUAAGCUUUCUCCGGGCAGCGCGGGCAGCUACUCCUCCAGCAGCUCCAGUCAGAGUGCCAGCUCCUCCGUCACUAUCCCUCAGCGCAUCCACCAGAUGGCAGCCAGCUACGUGCAGGUCACCUCCAACUUCCUCUUCGCAACUGAAGUGUGGGAUCAGGCCGAGCAGCUUGCCAAAGAGCAGAGAGAGUUCUUUGCUGAACUGGAUAAGGUGAUGGGCCCACUCAUCUUCAACACCAGCAGUAUGACUGAACUGGUGCGGUUCACGCGGCAGGGCCUGCACUGGCUACGACUCGACGCCAAGCUCAUACAGUAGAGUGGUCCCAAAAGCACCCCCUGUGGCCACGCUCUUUAUCCGUAGCCCUCUCUAUGCCUACACAAAACACUCACACACUUUAUCUGCCUCAGACAUUCUCUGUGACACUGUGUCUCAUUUGUACACCAGCUUGCCAAAAAAUGGAAACACUUCGCGUCCCACUCUGCCAUGACAAGCCCUGUGAAUAUUCAUCAGAGGGGAGGCGGCCAAACCAUAUACACUGCAUUGUCCUGUUCACAUCACAGGCUUGUUUCAAACAAAAAGCCAUCUUCCUUGUUUCUUACUUGAUUUGUAGUUUUAUUUUGUUUUAAUCUCCCCUGUUUUUGAUUUCUUUUUUGUUUUCUAGCUGUAAGCAAACACAAAUAAUAAUUUGGAUGUUUAUAGCUUCUUUUUUUCAACCAAAGUACCUCCCUUUAACCAAAGGUGCUUUACAAUUUAAAGGUUUCUCCUUUUAUCAUUUUAUUGUGCCUUGUAUUUGAUAUACAGGAAACUAGGACAUACGGUAUCUUCAAAUACACAUCGAGAAAGGUUUGAUAUGGGACUGGAGUUGAGUUGUUUGACAGGAACAUGUGGCCCAGGGUGAGGGGGUGGAUUACUGAAUGGUUUUACAUGAGUAUUGGAGAGAAAUCAUUUAUUUAUCGUUAAAUAAAUGUAGACGGGUGUCAAGGCAACCACACAUGGUUUUCAAGCCCUUUCGACAUUUAAUUACAUGCAGGAUAUGAAUUAUAUCUACAAUUAAAUUUUUACUAGUGCAAAAAUGCUAAACAUUACUAUUAGUGAGAUUACUAGUGAGAAUGCUCAUAAUUGGAUAUGCACUUGUAAAAACUUUAAUUCUUUAUCAAAAAUUACAUCAAUACUCAUGGAAAUUGUUGAUAUUAAAAAUACAAUUUGGACUAGUAAAACUUUUUUUUAUACCUUUAACUGGAGAUUUUCAAGUAAAAUUUAACAAUUAUCUGUCAUUCAAUCCAGUUCAAAAUAUAUAUAAAAAAAUUGCAUUUUGUCUAGUUAUCAACAAUUGAAUUACAACAAGUAAAAUGCUAGUGAAAACCAAUUUACAGAUAUCAAAAAUUUGCAUUUUGGCUAGUUAUCAACUGUUGAAUUACAACUAGUAAAAUGCAAAUGAAAACCAAAUGACAGAUAUCGAAAAUUAGCAUUUUGGUUAUUUAUCAACAAUUAAAUUACACUAGUAAAUUGCUAGUGAAAAAUGUAAUUACAGAUAUUAAAAAUUAGCAUUUUGGCUAGUUAUCAACAAUUGAAUUAAAACUAGUAAAAUGCAAAUGAAAACCAAAUUACAGAUCUAAAAAAUUAGUUGUAAUUCAGUUGUUGAUAUCAGGAAUGCAUAUUUGCACUAGUAAAAAUCGAAUUGUCACAACAAUUGUAAUUAAAUGAAUGUAGUUAAUAUAAAAUUCAAAUUUUUACUAGUAAGUAGUACUUAGCUGAUAUGUGUGUUUGGAAUUUAAACUAGUAAGAAAUUAAUUACAGAUAUCUGGAUUUGCAUUUUGAAAAGAAGUGAAUGACAGAUCAUUGUGAAAUUCUACUAGUGAAAAUGCAGUUACAGAUAUGGGGUUGAAAUUCCAUUUUGAUACGAAGAAUGUGUAUUUCUGUGAGUAAUGACGUCAAUUUUAUAUCAAGAAUUUAAGUUUUUACUAGUGCAAAUGUAAUUACUGAUAUCAAAACUUGGCACUAGUAGUAAUUACAUUGAUAUCAAAAAUAGAACAGUAGAUAUCUAUAAUUCGUGUCCUGCAUGUGAUUUAAAUGUCAAAAGGGCUUGCGAUACACAGACCGUGUUGAGUAUUCAAAAGUGGCUUUUGUCUAAAUAGUUCGAUAAAGUCAAUGGUGAACUGCUUUGCCGGACUUAAUUCCGUAUUGUUGCAAAGGCUACAAAGCACCAUAUCGAAGACAUAGUUUUGUCUCACGGUAACAUCGUAAACAGCCAAUGUGUCAUGGUUACACCCUGUUGGAUUUGUAAACAUCAGUACCACAAACGCCCGGGCCAAGAUUUUUAUACGAAAUGUAGCACUGUCUCGCUGUCGGUUUUCUGGUAUUAAACGCAGGGGUAUUUUAGUACUGUGUCGACAUGCUCGGCCUAAUAAAGAUUUUAUUUAGAUAAUGGCAAACUGUUCCAAGUUGCAUUUUCGUUCUCACGAGUUUUUCAGCAUGGAUACAGGGUUGCAAUACGAGAUGAGAGACGUAUUUCUAUUGUAUAUGAAAAUAUCAUAUUUAAAUAUUUAAUGUGAGUCUUGAGGUUGCCUUUAUAGUGUCAUUGUCACGUGUUUUGCAGAUCUGAAGAAAUCAGUCAUAUAAGGAUAUAUAUUUAUGAUGCAUUCGAUUGACUAUUGCAGUUUAUAAAUGUACAUAUUACAAUGUAUAAUUUUAGAGCAGACUGGCCCACCAUCCAAAAGCAUUGACCUUUUGCAGUAACACGAGAAGACAAACUGUUCAUCAUAGAAUGACAAAUUAGGAAACAUGGAGUGAAAAGCGAUCACGAUCAAUCCACAAUGUAUGAAAUGCUGGAAAUAUAUCAUCUCUUGCACUAAAAUCUUUCCUCUCAUUGGCUCCCUGUUUUAUCUGUAGGGACAAACUGUUUCCACUGUCUAUGCAGAUGUUUCUAGGACAGUCUUCUUGAGCUUGUUUGUGCAGGACUACUUUUAUUGGCCGAAAUGUAAACUUCUAUCUAGAUCUAAUACGUCUAUUUGGCUGGCAACUUGGUUUAUCACUGAUGUGCUUGUAACUUUCUUCUAUCUUGCAGAAUAAGUCGUUUGAGAUUUGAUGUAGGAGUGAAAUGUUUGUUUAUUGUGCUUUUAUGUAAAUGCAUUCAUGCACUAAUGUGAUUUCAUGUAUCAGAUUCAUAAUAAGAAAGUGACUGCAUAUGAAAUGAAAUUCCCAUGGCCUUUAUGCUUUUUAACACAUGAAUUGUUUGUGAUGCGUCCGGUAUGUGUUUUAUUUCAUUUAUUUUCAGUUUUUAAUGUUAUUUCUUCUGCUAGACUUCAUGACAUUGCUUUUAGAGGAUUAGACUGAUUAAAAUCCAUCUUUAAUUUUCUUGAUGAUAUAACUUUAGCCAGGGUAAGAUGCUUUUUCUUUUGUCCAAUUGAAAAAUAACACUUGCAUGUUUUAUUUAAAUACUAAGCUGUACAAAUGUACAUAAAAUUCUCUUUUAGGGUAAAUUUUUACAGCGGUUUAACAUUUGUAUUAAUUGUAUAUAGAAUGUGAAUAUAUUAUAUGCACAUUUACAUUACUAAAAGACCCCAUUUUUUAAGUCAUGACACUUUCGACAGAACGCUGUAUGUUAGUAAUGUAAGGCCGGUUGUUUUCCUCCCAAGUAAUUCAUUACUGAUUUUCUGUGCUGUGUGAGCAAGGCUUGUCUUAUGGUGGUCAGUUUUAUUAUGCUUUUGAAAUAGGAUGUAUGCAGCUGACCAUAAGGAAGAUCUUCCCUCAACUAAACUUUAUCCGAGAAGCCUCCACUGAUAGCGAGGCAUGUCGUUAUGUUGAGCAGCUCUAGAUGUCUGUAUGUAGUACUCAUUUAGUAAUUAUCUCAAAAAACAAUCAUUGGCAAAGGCAGUGUAGUUCAAAUCAAUUUAGUUUUAAAGUAUUGAGAUGAGAUUGACAAAAGAAAGAAAUCUACGUGUGUAUAUAUAUAUAUAUAUAUAUAUAUAUAUAUAUAUAUAUAUAUAUAUAUAUAUAUAUAUAGAUAUAUAUAUAUUCGUAUUAUGGAUGCAAUAUGGUCUAUGAUUUAAAGGUACUCUUAUGAGCCUUGAUUAUCCAAACUUGUAAUAACUUGUAAUUUAAACACUUUUUUUGUGAAGUGAGUAUUACUAAUUGAUUUUCUGAGUCUGUUGCGAAUCAUCUUUGUAUUUUACCAUAUGGAAAAUAAAAUAUAUAUGAUU